Syngnathoides biaculeatus (alligator pipefish) is the source of this 3489-nucleotide messenger RNA. RefSeq names its product protein kinase C and casein kinase substrate in neurons protein 1-like. The transcript has 10 exons. Gene Ontology annotation, cellular component: plasma membrane; endosome; cytoplasm. Gene Ontology annotation, molecular function: protein binding; phospholipid binding. Bases 427 to 1746 code for a protein of 439 amino acids. Gene Ontology annotation, biological process: cytoskeleton organization; neuron projection morphogenesis; regulation of endocytosis. Lineage: Eukaryota; Metazoa; Chordata; Actinopteri; Syngnathiformes; Syngnathidae. The record is from RefSeq and is a predicted model, not a curated record.
UACAUAACUCCUAUCAAUGCCACGCUGACGUACCGCGUGGCCAUUGCCGAUUUGCAUUUCGAACGCCGGUUUGUGUCCCAUCCACUCCUUUGCACUUCUUCCCUCCCCUCCUCCUCCCUCUCCCUCCCCCCUCUAAAGCUAUUCAAGUGGCACACAGCAGGAUUAUCUCUCAGCCUCUGAGAAACGCCCGUUUGGUCGCACUCUCCUUUCUGGGCUCCCUUUAACGACACAGGUCAAUGUGAACAUUUGCUUUAACGGGUCAGACCUCUCAAUAUUUGGGAUACGUUUGGACGACAAGCAGAAAUCUUCUCGAGUGGUUUGCUUUUUUUUUUUUUUCCCGAACGGAGGCAAUGAUGCGUACGAGAAGCCAAGCACCGCUGCAGAGCACAGGUUCGCUUGAGGAAGAGCAUUGCGACGUCCACAAAAAUGUCUGGCUCCUACGAUGAAAGUGCGGGUGCUGACGACACCAUGGACAGCUUCUGGGAGGUGGGGAACUACAAACGUGCAGUCAAGAGAUUCGACGACGGCCAUCGACUGUGCAACGACCUGAUGGGCUGCCUGCAGGAACGGGCCAAGAUCGAAAAAGCUUACGGGGAUCAGCUAACCGCCUGGUCCAAGAGAUGGAGACAGCUCAUUGAGAAAGGCCCCCAGUAUGGCUCGGUGGAGAGGGCCUGGUUGGCCGUGAUGACGGAGGCAGAGAAGGUAAGCGAGCUGCACCAAGAUGUCAAGAACAACCUGAUGAAUGAAGAUGUGGAGAAAGUCAAGAACUGGCAGAAGGAGGCCUAUCACAAGCAAAUGAUUGGAGGCUUCAAAGAGGCAAAGGAGGCAGAGGAAGGAUUUAAGAAGGCUCAGAAACCCUGGGCAAAAAAACUCAAGGAGAUGGAGACGGCGAAGAAAGCGUACCACAUGGCUUGCAAGGAGGAGAAGCUGGCCGCCGCCCGAGAAGCCAACGGCAAGACUGAGGCUUCUGUCACGCCGGACCAGCAGAAGAAGCUCCAUGAGAAAGUGGACAAAUGCAAACAGGAUGUGCACAAAGCUAAAGAAAAAUACGAGAAGUCUCUGGAGGAGCUCAACAAGUGUGCGCCGCCCUACAUGGAGAGCAUGGAGCAGGUGUUCGACCAGUGCCAGCAACAUGAAGUGAAGAGGCUGACUUUCCUGAAGGAGGCCUUGCUGGACAUCAAACGCCACCUCAACCUCACAGAGAACCAAAGCUAUGCCACAAUAUACAGAGAACUGGAACGUACGAUCCUGUCAGCGAACACGCAAGAGGAUCUGAAGUGGUUCAGCAACAACCACGGGCCUGGCAUGCACAUGAACUGGCCCGCCUUUGAAGAGUACAACCCAGACCAGGCAAAUGCUCCCCCAAAGAAGAAGAAGCCGGAUGGAGCUCCUCCCACUCCGAGCACCGACCACGUGGCUCCUCCUGGUGACCGGAGCAGCGUGAGCAGCUACGAUAAGAACCAAGCAUACUCAACGGAGUGGUCCGAUGACGAGCAGCCCGCUGCAUACUCUGGCAAUGAAAACGGUGGGAACGGAAACUCGUUCGAAGAGGAUUCCAGCGCUGGAAAAGGUGUUCGCGUGCGAGCUCUCUAUGACUACGAUGGCCAAGAGCAAGAUGAACUCUCUUUCAAAGCAGGCGACGAGCUGACCAAGACCGAGGACGAAGACGAACAAGGCUGGUGUCGAGGUCGCUUGGACUCGGGUCGAGAGGGACUGUACCCGGCCAAUUACGUCGAGCCAAUCUAGGCCGGGCGGGUGGACAGCGAAAAGACGUGCUCCUGGAGGCAGCUUGAACCGCACCAUCAAAUUGCACCGCACAUAGCCAGAGACCUAAGAGCAACACUUGCCCAACAGAUGCGCCAAGCAGUCAUCCAAACUUAGUCACCUAAAUGACAAUAUAUCCGUACAGUAUAUCUUAUCCAGAUUUUGGGGCGGGUGGACUCGGCACAAUUCAAAACAAGAAUGGCAGGUAUGCCAGUAUAUACACAUUAAACUAUAUACUUCCUUGCCGGGAGCAAACGGUGUAGCUGUACAUAACGAACGAUGCAGCUUAUUUCAACUCUCCUGGAGUCUGUGGUGGAAAUGGAAGCUGAAUAUAAUCGGUUAUACCCAUCUGACAAAAAUAAGCUUCUCUAACCUGUAUUGUGUAUAUACAGUAUGAUGCCAUUUUUUGAGUAGCUUCUUUUUCUGUCCUCCCCCUUUUAAACGCUGCGUGUGCUCAGUCAUCAUUCUUACAUCAGGAAUGCCGUGUGUCGUGUUAAAAGUACCACAAAGAGUAUCCCCCUUAUUUUGGUUUUCGUGCUCCGGUUCAACAUCUUUCCCCUUGUGCGUCGUGUUCCUGUACUUGUGACUGUUUCUGGGCGUGCAUAGCAGCAUGCGCUAUGCAACGACUCCCACUCCCCGGAUCCCGCUGACCUCGUGAGGGCCACGACCCGAUGCAACGCUGCAAACUACAAAUGGCAGAAGUCACUUUUAAAGCACCGCAUGCGUCUGUCCUCGUGUGACGAAACUUGCUGACAAUUUGCUCGAUUUCUACGUUUGUCUCGGUGUCGUGCAAUCCAUUGAAAGGAGACGCGUUUCCGCAGCGGCUUUUCAUUCAGACCCGCGUCCCGCCGACAUCUACUUUUCAAUGACGAAGCAAAAGCCGGGUCGGCGCAUCCAACCGCAGUCUAAAGAGAGGUUUUGAACGAUGCCCACGUGAGCAUUUUUCGACCGGAAACGAUGUUGAGCUCCGGACUGCUGUGUGAAGACCAAGCCUCAGGUGUGACGAGGCCAGUGGAAAACACAGUACUUGACUGUCAGAAAAGCCCCCACUAGCUACGUGGCCCAUUUCUAUGCCGAGCCAAAGAAUGACCCCCUCCCAUCCGCUGUUUUCCCGCCAUGCAAUAACCUCACAUAUCACAUGACUAGACGAGAUCUUCUUGUAGCUGCCUCACGGUCCACCAAAGCUUCAUUUGUCUUCGCACCUCCGGUAAUGCGCCGCACGUACGACCCUUGCGGCGCAUUACGGGCUGAUUUCUCAUCUCGCAUUUUAGACGUGUUUGCGUCCGUUAAAUUGAUUUGUGCGCUGUCGUGUGAUGGGUGACUCCGAAAUUUGUGAGGAUGGUUGCGAUACAAAAGACGCCCUUGGUUUCGGAACGACUGUCAGAUGUGUUGCGCUCCGCAUGGAGCAGGAUUUGAUGGGUUUUUUUUUUUUUUAUGGUGUCACAAGUGAGGAGAAACACGUCACCGGCUCACAGGAUGCAUCUUACGAGUAAAGUUGUCCAGCAAAGCAAAAAGGACUUCUUGUUAUCAUCCAUAUCCCAUGCACAUGUACAGUACUCGCACACAGUGCAACACAAUACACACACAACACACAGACCCAGUAAGAACAGGAAUAAGAUUUUGAGGAAGACACCAUCCAGCCAUUUUUGAGCCAUUUUCAGGACGCUCCAGAUCCAGUAUUUAUGCAUUAUGUAAAAUAAAAAUGUAAAAAAAAAAAAAAAAAAA